Talaromyces rugulosus is the source of this 2568-nucleotide messenger RNA. RefSeq lists its product as uncharacterized. The record is from RefSeq and is a predicted model, not a curated record. Bases 1 to 2568 code for a protein of 855 amino acids. Gene Ontology annotation, molecular function: oxidoreductase activity, acting on paired donors, with incorporation or reduction of molecular oxygen; monooxygenase activity. Lineage: Eukaryota; Fungi; Ascomycota; Eurotiomycetes; Eurotiales; Trichocomaceae. The transcript is spliced from 8 exons.
AUGGCUGAAAAACAGGAAACCGUCACAGACAAUGCUAUUGCGCCAGAGACGGCAUCUGUAAUCCCAGGCAAGAAAAAGCGCAUCCAUUUAAAUGGAUUUGAUAUGUUUACAGUCAGUCACCUAUCGUUUGGGCAAUGGCGCAACCCGAAAGACCGCGCAAAAACCAAACGUCGAGAUAUCUCAUACUGGACGGAUCUAGCCAGGAUUCUAGAAAAGGGAGAGUUCACUGCACUCUUUCUAGCGGAUACAUAUGGUCUGUACGACACCUAUAAAGGAAGCUCUGAAACCUCGCUACGAUAUGGGGUUCAGGUGCCAAUGGGGGAUCCUUCUAUUCCUAUUACUGCCAUGGCAUCGGUAACUGAGAAUCUCGGGUUUGCAAUUACCACGUCGACUUCCUAUGAAGCGCCGUAUGUUGUCGCGAAACGGUUUUCUACCUUGGACCACUUGACCAGAGGACGUUUUGGUUGGAAUAUUGUCACAUCCUGGAAAGCGUCCGCAUCAACGGCUCUUGGAUUACCCUUGGUCGAGCACGAUAAGCGUUACGAAAUCGCGGAUGAAUAUUUACGUGUAUUAUACAAACUCUGGGAAGGGAGUUGGGCCGACGACGCCUUGAAAGAGGACGCCGAAACAGCCGAAUACGCCGACCCAAGUCGGAUCAAGACUGUACAUCAUCACGGAGACAACUUCCAUCUCGACGGAGUGCAUAUUCUUGAUCCAUCACCUCAACGAACGCCAUUCCUUUUUCAAGCGGGGACAUCCCCAGCAGGUAUCGCGUUCGGAACAGCUCAUGCAGAAGGAAUUUUUGUCUCUGCAAUCUCACCAGAAGCUCUAGCUCCAAGAGUUAAGACAAUUCGUGAGGAAGCUGCAAAACGAGGCCGUGAUCCAGCCUCAAUCAAGAUUUUCCCCUUGCUUACCCCCAUCAUUGGCCGCACCGAGGAAGAAGCCAAGGAGAAAUAUGAAGAGGCACUGAAACAUGCAAACUUUGAGGCGGGUCUCACCUUUUGGUCAGGAAGUAGUGGAAUUGACUUGAGUCAAUUUGAUCUUGACCAAGAAAUCAGACCUACGGAUGUCACUGUUGACGCGCGGGUACAUUCCACUCUAACACAUUUGCAGCAUACAAGCCCAGACAUUCCUGCUUGGACUCCAAGAAACAUCGGGAAAUGGAUUGCACUCGGCGCCAAUGGGCCUCUUUCAGUCGGCACACCCGAAAAAAUUGCUGAUUUGCUAGAACGAUGGGUUGAUGUCGCUGAUGUCGAUGGGUUCAAUAUUGGUUACAUUAUAUCCCCCGGCUCCUUUGAAGAUGUAGUCGAGCUACUGGUCCCGGAAUUAAAGAGGAGAGGUUUAUACGAUCCCCUCCCAGAAAGAAGUACACUCAGAGAGAGGAUAUAUGGAGUCGGCCAGAAAGGUUUACGAGAUGAUCAUCUCGGAAGUAGAUAUAGGUUUGACGUUAUGGCUCCGUCAGUUGCAGUGGCUCCAGAGGGGACUGCUCCGGUUACUGUUCCUGUAAAGUCAGUACCUGAGAAUACAACUGAAAGCAAGCCAAAGAUUCGGAGAGUCAUCGACGAGGAGGAAAAUACGACCGCCACUUACCCUCACUACCUUCCGACCUGGGACCACGGCGAGAAAUAUCCACCUCUCGAGCCGUUCAGCCACAUCGAGCAUGGCAGGGAUGCUGACCCGAGCUUCAAGGAUCUUCUCCCAGAGGGAUCAACUAUCGACAAACUCACACCAACAAUCGGCUCGGAGGUACGUGGAGUACAACUUCACAAACUCUCUGCAGCUGGCAAAGAUCAACUAGCUCUCCUUGUUGCACAACGCAAAGUAGUUGCAUUCCGUGACCAGGAAUUUGCCGACCUUCCCAUAAAAGAGGCACUUGACUUUGGUGGCUAUUUUGGUCGUCAUCAUAUUCACCCUACCAGCGGUUCUCCUGAUGGAUAUCCCGAGAUUCAUCUUGUGUACCGGAAGGGAACGGACGGCGAAGUCGAGGCUUUCUUCGCCAAUCGCAACAGUAGUGUUCAAUGGCACUCUGAUGUGUCAUACGAGAAACAGCCCCCGGGAACUACAUUCUUAUACAUUCUAGACUCUCCAGAAGUGGGCGGUGACACUGCCUUUACAAACCAAGUUGAGGCAUAUAAUCGCCUCUCGCCUGCUAUACAGCAGCGGUUGCAUGGUCUGAAAGCCGUUCACUCUGGCCAUGAACAGGCUGAGUUCAGCAGAAGCCGCGGUGGCGUGGUGAGACGAGAGCCCGUUCAAACCGAGCAUCCGCUUGUGCGUACUCAUCCUGUAACUGGAGAGAAAGCUCUUUACGUCAACAGUGGCUUUACGCGAAGUAUUGUGGGGCUUAAGAAGGAGGAGAGCGAAGCCUUGUUGGGAUUUCUAUUAAAUCAUAUCGGCCGUGGAAUCGACUAUCAGGCCCGUGUGAGAUGGGCACCGAAAACUGUAGUCGUUUGGGAUAACCGUGUUACUGUGCACUCUGCAAUCUUCGAUUGGAUAACAGGAGAACGUCGACAUUUGGCACGUAUCACACCACAGGCUGAACGCCCUUAUGAAACACCAUAUGGGGGUUGA